AUGACACACGCAGCAUGUCAUAACCGAAGAAAAGGCGAUUCGGCAAGUGAUAUAUUAGGUGACAUUAAAUGCGGAAUUACCACUGUAAAGGAAACAAUAAAAGAUGGAGUGAAAGAAGGAGUGAAAGAAGUUAAAACAAAAAUUGUGGACCACUCAGUUAAAACCUUCGAUGCUAUUGCUAAAGCUGUUACGAAGACCAAAGAAACUAUUGAUGACGGGCUAGAUGUUGCUGUUCAAGCAGGCAAAAACAGUUUCAAAUUAGUUCACGAAAUCAUAACAGGACGUAAAGUCUGGAAGCAUCAUGACAAACCAGAAAUUGUUGACAUCCAUCUAGCAAGUGAAGAAGCAGAGUUUGAAAAGGAUGAAUUGCAUGAUUGGCAUGAUAAAUUACAUGAAUAUCAUGAAAAGGAUGAAACACAUGAAAAGGACGAAUCACAUGAGAAACACGAUCCAAUCGAGAAUGAAAUUUUCUACAUUGGAGAACCUAAGGAAGAACCAAAAGUCGACCUUAAUGAGUGA
Clunio marinus is the source of this 519-nucleotide messenger RNA. The record is from the annotation of a GenBank genome assembly. NCBI's taxonomy places the organism in Eukaryota, Metazoa, Arthropoda, Insecta, Diptera, Chironomidae.